Molecule: messenger RNA, 3704 nt
Organism: Gorilla gorilla gorilla (western lowland gorilla)
Lineage: Eukaryota; Metazoa; Chordata; Mammalia; Primates; Hominidae
Gene: EIF5A2
Product: eukaryotic translation initiation factor 5A2
Exons: 5
Coding region: 221-682 (153 amino acids)
Biological process (GO): positive regulation of translational termination; positive regulation of translational elongation
Molecular function (GO): RNA binding; translation elongation factor activity; ribosome binding
Source: RefSeq, a predicted model, not a curated record
GGGGCCUAUCCCGGAAAUAGGGCUGAGUGGGGGCGGGUAAGGGCGGGGAGGCUGGGGUGUGGAAAGUGUGGCGGCCCCGCCCCGUCUCUUGGAAUUGCCGCGGCCGCGACCGCCGCCGCCGGCGCCGCUGCUGUAGGGGACCAGCGCGGGUGCGCAGACGAAAGGCGCUCUUUGCCAGCUGAAAGUUCCCACGGAAAAACUACCAUCUCCCCGGCCCACCAUGGCAGACGAAAUUGAUUUCACUACUGGAGAUGCCGGGGCUUCCAGCACUUACCCUAUGCAGUGCUCGGCCUUGCGCAAAAACGGCUUCGUGGUGCUCAAAGGACGACCAUGCAAAAUAGUGGAGAUGUCAACUUCCAAAACUGGAAAGCAUGGUCAUGCCAAGGUUCACCUUGUUGGAAUUGAUAUUUUCACGGGCAAAAAAUAUGAAGAUAUUUGUCCUUCUACUCACAACAUGGAUGUUCCAAAUAUUAAGAGAAAUGAUUAUCAACUGAUAUGCAUUCAAGAUGGUUACCUUUCCCUGCUGACAGAAACUGGUGAAGUUCGUGAGGAUCUUAAACUGCCAGAAGGUGAACUAGGCAAAGAAAUAGAGGGAAAAUACAAUGCAGGUGAAGAUGUACAGGUGUCUGUCAUGUGUGCAAUGAGUGAAGAAUAUGCUGUAGCCAUAAAACCCUGCAAAUAAAUGGAAACAUCAGGCAUGAACACUGUUUAGGUCUGAAUCAACUGCAGAUCUAAUUUGGUUCUAAGUUGUCACCAAAGCUAUAGCCUUCAUAAGCAACCUCAUUUCUUUUUUUAAUUGUUUUCAGAUUGUGCUGGGUUAGUUUUGCAAGCAAUUGAUAAUUUUUAAAAAAUUAUCAAUAUGUAUUUUUUUUUUAAUUUUGUAGGUAUGUUUCCUAUAAUAUUCCUGUGGUUUUCAGUAUGUCAGUCCAAGAAACAAACAAGAUAGCUUCAGCAGAUGUGAUUUGUCUGAGCAAAUCAUUCCUGUGUUUUAGUUAAAUGAUAAACCAGGGUUUUAAAUCAAACAAUGUAGCAUAAAGUGGUAUUGAAGUACCACAUUUAAGUUGAACUGCUCUGCAUUAAUUACAGAUUUAAUAUAAAAUGAACUGAUUAUAUAUUGGAAUGGUUGCACUUUCAGCCUGUGUAGGGCAAACACAAAUCCUUAAACAAAAAUCAUGUUAUCAAAAACUGUCAGUUAUUUUGGUGGCCACAUGCAACCAUGUGAUUACUUUGGUCAUACUAUUUACCAAAUUGUUGGCAAACUUGAUGUAACCUUAUAUGGUGGUUUUAGUCCCUUCUUAUGGUUGGCAGAAGGGCACUGAACUGUUGGGUGAAAGUUAGCAAGUAAGAUUAUAAGGAAGACACAAAAGACAGUGGCAAAGAGGGUUGAUUAAAUCUGUAAGUUUUUAUGUGAGGACUUUGUAAGUCAGCAUAAAAAUGAAAAGUUGUUUCUCAGUUGUUUUUGCUUUUAACUUUGCCCCCAACGUUUAAAGGGAGUGAACUGCUUUACAGGAUACUAUGCAAUGCUUGUUUUCCAACUAUGUUGAAUAAAUAUUAAUAUUUAUCAGUAAAUACUCCUUUCCAGCUUUUUCUUUUUUUUUUUUUUUGAGACUGAGUCUCACUCCAUCAGCCAGGCUGGAGUGCAGUGGUGCAGUCUCGGCUCACUGCAACCUCUGCCUCCCGGGUUCAAGCAAUUCUCCUGCCUCAGCCUCCCAAGUAGCUGGGACUACAGGUGCACGCCACCACGCCCAGCUAAUUUUUUUUGUAUUUUUUAGUAGAGAUGGGGUUUCACCAUGUUGUCUAGGCUUGUCUUGAACUCCUGACCUCAGGUGAUCCACCUGCCUCAGCCUCCCAAAGUGCUGGGAUUACAGGCAUGAGCCACCACACCUGGCCCCUUUCCAACCAUUUCUAAGUAGAUUUUUUGACAUUAAUGUAUUUAUUAAACAAAAACUGAGAAUUCCUUAAAUUGAUUUGGAAUUUUUGUUAAUUUUAUGUCCUUUUUUUCCUAAAGUGAAUUAAAGUGAAUCAUGGAAGCAGCAUUACUUUAUAUGAAUAUUAUUAUUUAAGUUAUUUUAAGUAUAUGCAUUUUUUCUAAUUGUUGUGUGACUUAAUUCAGUUGCUGGUGUGAAAUAUAACUAGCAAAUAAUUCUAUAAACUGAAUUAUUUUAAAAGGUAUUUUAGGUGACACCACUGCAUUUCUAUUUCAUCUUUUGAGUCAUAUGUAUAUUAUUUCCAGAAUUUUAGACAUUAUUACAGGGUUUGUGAGGACCUUUGACUCAGUAACAAUCAUCAUAUUGGAGCAAAACAUAGAACAAAAUCACUAUCUCAGAAAUACCUUAAUUCUCUAAGACUGGCUCUUUGACCUCUCCCAUCAUGCCUUGACCUCUAAAAAGCCCUUUGUUCCUAUCUUCUAAAGGAAGGUAUAUUAUAUAUGAUGAUGUAACUGAUCUAAUCAGUGACUGGAAAUAGCAUUAGUAACAGAAGAUCCGAAGUUUUAGUUGCUUAAUUUGUACACACUUUUAAAUGUUGUCUUAGCCUCGGCAAACCGAUUUGGGGAAGAAGCAAGAUACUUUAAGAGAAAUACAGAGGAAAUUUCUAAAGCACAAGGAAUAGUGAGGUAGUAGUUAGUCGUUUUUCCUAUAACAUUUUAGCUUUUGCCCAUCUAAAGCACAAUUAAAAUUAGGCUACAUUCUUUCCAGUAUUCUAUUUAAGUACCUACUACAUACUGCUCUAGUUUCUUAGUACUCUGUAAUGUGUAUCUUAAUUGCUACUGGUUGGCAUUGUAACUCAUAGGAAUUCCAGAAAAUUAUUAAUCUGUGCUGCUUGCAGGUCAUUCAUAUGGCCCCUCUUAACCAUGCUGGUGUUAUGAUUCAGUAUUAACUCUCAAUUAGCAUGCCCCUGUUCUUCCUAACUUGUAAAAUUUCACAUAAAUAUAUUUUCAAUUGUGUACAAAUUAAGGGUGUACAAAUUAUAAUAAUGCAUCUCUAUCUUCAUACUUUGAAUGGCAAACGCUAUUUAUGCAUAAAUAUUUUCAUUUUAAGUAAUAUAUGAAGUGUAAAUACUCGAUAUAUAAGUAUAGAUUUUAAAGAUAUGGGACUUUAUUUUCACAUAAGUCAAUAGAUGUUUCUCUAGAACAAAAUAUUUAGUAAAGCUUUAUAAAUUAUAUUAAAAGGAAGCAGGGAACAUGUAUUUUUUAACAUAGAACAGAUGUGACUUCAUUCUUUUUAGACAUCAGAAAUGUUAAAGUUGAUUCCCAAUAUUUGUUGUACUUUUUUGUAGCAAAUGUUAAAAAUCACGAGUUACCAUGUAUAGAAUGUGGACUGUCAUGUUGAUAUCAUUGUACAGUGAUAAGCCAUUUUUAUCUGUAUACAUUUCACCAAUUUAUUAACAAGUUGAAUGUUUCUUUUUAGAAUAUUUUAUUUAUACUGUGAAGACUUUGUUAUACCUUAUUUGCUGCAACAUAGAUCAUAUCAUUGCUACUUUGACUUAGCAUUUGCAUCAUAAACAUAAUUAUGAUGUUUUUUUCAUGCUCCCUUCCAGGGGCUCAGUCACUUGAAGAAACUGUUGCUAACCAAGCUCUUGACUCUGUUUCCCUUAAUGAUACAAGUCUCUGUACCAGCGCUUUAUGUUAAUUACCAAAACUCUCCUGCAUCAGAGCAUGAUAUCUAUAAUAGGAGAUACUGCAAUAAAAUGAUUAGGCUGUAAAA